GUUAGUCAGCAGUGCAACAGGAAGAAAACGUCGACUGCCUUUUUGUGCAUCACGAUCUAAAAACAGAGGAAAAGUGGACUAAUCAUUUUUUAACACGUGGCGUCUUGCUGUUUAUAGAAAUGUCAGGCGUUCGGAAGAAGCUGGUGAUUGUGGGAGAUGGAGCUUGUGGGAAAACAUGUCUUCUUAUAGUUUUCUGUAAGGACCAGUUUCCCGAGGUCUAUGUUCCAACAGUGUUUGAGAACUACAUAGCAGACAUCGAAGUUGAUGGAAAACAGGUGGAGCUGGCGUUGUGGGACACUGCAGGUCAAGAGGACUACGACAGGUUGAGGCCUCUCUCUUACCCCGACACAGAUGUCAUCCUUAUGUGCUAUUCCAUUGACAGCCCAGAUAGUUUAGAAAAUAUUUCUGAAAAGUGGACCCCUGAGGUGAAACACUUCUGUCCCAACGUUCCAAUCAUCCUUGUAGGGAAUAAGAAAGAUCUGCGGAACGAUGAAAACACACGCAGAGACCUGGCCAAGAUGAAGCAGGAGCCGGUGAAGACAGAAGAUGGAAUGAGCAUGGCCACCAGGAUCAAUGCUUUCUACUACUUGGAGUGCUCUGCUAAAACAAAGGAUGGCGUGCGGGAAGUGUUUAACGUAGCCACGGCAGCAGCGAUGCAGGUCAAAAAGAACAAAUCAAUGAAAGGCUGCAUGCUUCUGUGAGCUACACCCAGGCCCAGGAAACCAGGAAAUUAGCUGACCAGUCAAAGUAAAGCAGGACACAUGAAAAGGACAGACCUUUUAUGAAAUUGAUCUUUGUACUGUAUCUCACCUUUAAUAAAAAAAACAAACAAACAGGCAGGUAUAUGAAUUGAAAACAAACCUGCAAAUACAGGGAAUGGACAUUACUGUAUGCUACUGCUAUGAUGAUGUACACUACACUUUUUAUUGUUUUCUUUUCUACUGGGGUGUUCUUUACAAUUGUGGGCAUCCUUUAUCUUCAUAAAGUCUCGUGUCGCCAGUCCAGCUCUGUUUACAUUGGAAAUAUCGUUUGACUGGUAUAGCUGGUGACCAUUUUAAGUUUGUGCAUUGCCAUCUAUGUGCGUUGGGCUUUUAGUGAAUAGAGGACCUCUUCACUGUGCUGUUACAAUACCACAACUUUAGUUGUGGUAUUGUUCUAGCUCUGCUGGCCAAUCAUCAAAGAAAAAUGGCUGCCUGUGCUCCUUUGCAUUCUGUUUUUAAUCAAUGCACAGUAAAUAAAGACAAGUGGCUUCUAAUAUGAAAGAAAUAAUCUGUGACAAAGUGAGCUUUCUGUUUUGUUUAUUCACACAGACGGUCUGCACUGUGGAUUAAGAUAAGAGGGAGACGUGACCAGCUGAGACACAAGCCCUUGUGACUCAUUCAUGCACAAUAGCUUCCAGGAGUUACAGGAAGAUGACUUAGUUUAAAGCGAUUGCACUGAUUGGUUAUUGUAUUUGCUUUCUGCUUCUUCUCAGCAGAGCCAGUUACACCUGCUGCUGGAAUGCCAUCAGUAAACCAGUUGACCCAGUCGAGGACACCAUGAUCCAUUUGCACGUCUUAUGUUCCCAGUAGGACAACAUUCCUUACAGGUCCGAGAAGAGCUGAGAUGCGAUUAAAUUGUUUUAUUCCAGUAAAUUCACAGUUCUUCCCCAGACCAGACAGAGUGGCUGCUUGGCGGCGACCUGAUAUUGUCUGAAGACUAAACUACUUGACAUGUUUGACAAAGGCUUCUUUCUUUGAUUUACCGACAAUGCUAGGCGAGCACAGUGCCGUUUCUAUUCUGUUAAGAACGCUGUGCUGAUUGGGCUCACAAAAACUGACAAGACAUUGUUGGACAAAUUGAUUUGUUGCUGUAUCUAGAACAACACAUUUAAUAUCCAAUUUCAAAGCAGUCUUGUCUUGUUUGAAUGAAUCAUUAAUUAUUUGUAUGUUUCUGCCAAAAGGAUAUCUCAUGCUACCUUCUCACAAGACCCUCGACUGCUAAAAUGUACACCAACUUUCUGACAGUACUGCAUGCCUGGCAAACAAUAUGGAUUGGAACCCAUUGAAAAUACGUGCAGAGGUUUAGUGGCAUAUGUAUUCAUACGUUUUGGCUUACUUUGGAAGGUUCUUUAAACUUUAUGCUGAGGAAUUAAGAAGCAGAGUUCAAGAAAUCAGAAUAAUAAAACAAUCCCUUCAAGCCAGCAGUGUGUUGGUAAACCUCCAAUGGCAUGCUGCUGAUGUGUGCAGUAAACCUCCAGGAAAAUCCUAAGUAUAGAGAGAAAUACACACACCUGGGAAAAUCUUUGGCCAGACAGGCAUGAAGGCAUAAAGUCCAUGGAAGCAGCUUCUGCUGAAUGUCUUAUCUAUUUCCAGCGCGAGACUUUAAAAUAAAAGAUGAUCUACUACAUGUGGUGUAAUAUAUACACAUUCAAAACAAAGUUCUGUUGUGAAUAUCAAACUCAAAUCAUUAAACUAUUUUUGAAA
Molecule: messenger RNA, 2465 nt
Organism: Xiphophorus maculatus (southern platyfish)
Lineage: Eukaryota; Metazoa; Chordata; Actinopteri; Cyprinodontiformes; Poeciliidae
Product: rho-related GTP-binding protein RhoC-like
Exons: 5
Coding region: 120-701 (193 amino acids)
Biological process (GO): small GTPase-mediated signal transduction
Molecular function (GO): GTP binding; GTPase activity
Source: RefSeq, a predicted model, not a curated record